CUCACACACAUCGUUAGCAGAGGGUGUCCAGAGCGGCUGUGUCACUUGGAAGGAAACAUCCUCGUCAGGUUUUUUUUUUUGGGGGGCUCAAGAAAAACCUAGCGACAUCCUUACAGUCAUUUGGAAGAAAUAUGCCUGGAUUGUUUGCGUUUUAGCGAAUCUAGAUCAAUAUUCACGGACUGAUGCGGCCAUGGCAGGUCUCGGUGUCCGCUUUAUCGAUACACGCCUGAAACAUCUGAAGGAUACAAAGUGAAAGAUACAUUAUAAUUGAGUUGAUCUGAUCUCGGCGGACUUCACCAGCGCGCAUGCGAGAUAACAGUCCUGUGCUCUGGAUGAUAUGCUGAUGUGAACCGAUAUAGGCUGAAUGAGCCUGUAAGGAUCGUGGUUGAACAGUAACGGCAUCUUGGAGAUGUCAGGCCGGCCUAGGACCACCUCAUUUGCGGAGAGCUGCAAGCCAGUGCCGCAGCCUUCAGCCUUUGGCAACAUGAAAGUCAGCAGAGAUAAAGAUGGCAGUAAAGUUACAACAGUGGCCGCGACCCCCGGUCAGGGUCCUGACCGACCUCUGGAGGUCAGCUACACGGACACAAAGGUCAUCGGGAACGGCUCGUUUGGGGUGGUUUAUCAAGCGAAGCUGUGCAACACCGGAGAGCUGGUGGCCAUAAAGAAGGUGCUGCAGGAUAAAAGGUUUAAGAAUCGUGAGUUACAGAUCAUGAGGAAGUUGGAUCACUGCAACAUUGUCCGUUUGCGCUACUUCUUCUACUCCAGUGGAGACAAAAAGGAUGAGGUGUAUCUGAAUUUGGUGAUGGACUACGUGCCUGAAAACGUGUACCGGGUGGCCAGACACUACAGCAAAGCCAAGCAGAAUCUGCCCAUGGUCUAUGUCAAGCUAUACAUGUACCAGCUGUUCCGCAGCUUGGCGUACAUCCACUCGUAUGGGAUCUGCCAUCGAGACAUCAAGCCGCAGAACCUCCUGCUCGACCCAGAGACAGCUGUACUCAAACUCUGUGACUUUGGAAGUGCUAAGCAGCUGGCGCGUGGUGAGCCUAAUGUUUCCUACAUCUGCUCGCGCUACUACAGAGCCCCUGAGCUCAUUUUCGGAGCCACAGACUAUACUUCCAGCAUAGACAUUUGGUCGGCGGGAUGUGUACUGGCCGAGCUGCUUCUUGGACAGCCGAUCUUUCCUGGAGACAGUGGUGUCGAUCAGCUCGUUGAAAUCAUCAAGGUGCUGGGAACUCCUACACGAGAGCAGAUCCGGGAGAUGAACCCAAAUUACACUGAAUUCAAGUUUCCACAGAUAAAGGCACACCCGUGGACUAAGGUUUUCCGGCCCCGGACCCCUCCGGAGGCGAUAGCUCUGUGUUCCCGAUUGUUGGAGUACACGCCUACGGCCCGAUUCACUCCUCUGGAGGCCUGCGCUCACACUUUCUUCGACGAGCUCCGUGAGCCCAACCUCAAGCUCCCGAAUGGAAGAGAGCGGCCUGUGCUGUUUAAUUUCACUACACAGGAGUUGUCCAGUAACCCCUCGCUGGCCUCUGUACUCAUUCCUGCACAUGCUCAGAACCAGGUGGAAAACUCUUCCCAGUCUAACUUGGCUGCAACAGGUGCCAACAGUGGCGAUCGUGGUCCGAACACCAACGCUGCCUCUGCCGUCCCUAAUCCUUCAACUUGAACCCCAUCCACCCAUCAAUGGACCACUUUUACGCUGCUGCUUAUUAGCCACGCCCACUCCCCAGGGUCAAUGGCGUGGCUAAAACUAACCGAAAAGCUCAUGUUAUGAUGGAUGCACCAAACCAAGCCUUCCCCAGUCAUUGUCUUUGGUUUUAUUAUUAUUAUUUUUUAUUUAUUGCUCUAAAGGAUGAAUCGUGGGCUCUGAAACACCGCCCCAGGAUUAUCUGCGGUGAUGUUUGACAGUUAUCUCUCUUUUUCUCUAUAUAUACACUCAUAGAAACUGUUACACAUACAAAUAAGUUUUCAUAUGUCUACUUUGACAUUUUUUAAAGGGAAAUCUGUAUGCUGUAGCCGCUUCUUCUUUUAUAAUUGUCUCGGGCCCCUUCCUUGCCAUCUGUGCAUAGAGACAAAGACUUUAUGAGCUGACACAGACGGCACAGUUGGGAUACAAGAAAGCUGGUUUCUGAUUGGUCGAUACAACCAAAUCCUGAAUGGCAUGGACUGAUUUCCAGGGCUUGUGUACAUUCUGUAGAUUAUGUGAAAUAUAUGCUAAUGACUUUUGCCUUUUCCCUCAGUAUUGGGCAGAUGUGUUGUAUGCUUAAGCUGUAUGCCGCUGUGUACCUCUUUGUUUUCUGCCACUUUAGAAAGAGUGGCAUUAUCCAUUCGUUUCCUGCUCGUCUUCCUCUUUCCCAUUGUAUACGACUUCACUGAACUCUACAGACACGUUAUAUUGGAUCAUUUUCUGUGAGUGAGAGUGUCUGUGUGGGUGCAUGCUGUACGUCUUAUGUCUAUAAAUACUGUAUGCUGAUUAGUGAGCUAAAUGAAUUAAGCACGAAAUUAAGGAAAACGAUAAUCGGGACCUUAAAGGAAUAGUUCACCCAAAAAUGAAAAUUCUGUCAUUAAUCACUCACCCUCUUCAGAAGACAAAUUAAGAUAUUUUUGGAUGAAAUCCAAGAGCUUUCUGACCCCCCAUACACAGCAACACAACUGCAAUAUUCCCAGGUCCAGAAACAUAGCAAGGACAUCGGUAAAAUAGUCCAUGUAACAUCAGUGACUCAAUAUCAAUAUUGUAAAGCAACGAGAAUGCUUGUUUUGUGCAAAGAAAACUAAAAUAACGACUUUAUUCAACAAGUCUUCUCUUCCGCAUCAUGUCUGCAGCAGUGAGCUGCCACUGUGGAAAGAGUAUCUCGAAACAUGUGUUUACUUUAGCUUCAAGUAACCAACACAUGCCAUGGCGCUGCUGCUUACGUUAACGCAAAAAUGCAUUGUGUACAUGAAACCGAAGCAACUGUUUGUGUCGUGAUAUACUCUACUCAAUGGAGGCACACCGGUGCAGAUGGGAUGGGAAUUGUUGAAUAGUUGUUGUUUUCUUUGCGCACAAAGCAUUUUCUCAUAGCUUCGUAAAAUCAUGGUUGAACCGCUGAUGUCAUAUUUACUCUUUUACCAAUGUCCUUGCUAUGUUUCUGAACCUGGGAACAUUGCAAGUUGUGUUGCUGUCUAUGGAGGGCAAGAAAGCUCUGGGAUUUCAUCAACAAUAUCUUAUUUUAUGUUUCGAAGUUGGAACAACACGAGGAUGGGUAAUUAAUGACCGAAUUUUUAUUUUUUGAGUGAACUAUCCCUUUAAAUAGGAACAUGAACAGGUUUCUGCACCGCAGAUUCUAGCCUAAAGAAAGAUGUUGGGUUUAGUUCUCAAAUUCACGUCAUUGGUGUUAGAACUCAGCAGGAGUUAGCAGCUGAAAGUGGUCUGAAACCCUUAACCAUCUGGACUGCUUUGCAGGGAAAUUGACACUAAUGAUGAGGCGGAAGAAGAUUAGAUGGCAACACUUUCUCUGCAGUACAUUCGCUUCCAUUUCUUGUUGUUUUUCUUCCUCUCGUUCUCUUUAGUGUCCCCUAGUGUUCGUGGAAGUGCACAACCGAGGCUGUUGUAUCUUGUUCCACCGAAUUAGUACAGUCACUUCAGACUGUUUAUGUCUCUACCAAAAGUGUUGUUGAAAGAAUUUCCAUCUGUUUUGUCGCACAGUUAAACUCCCAUAUGUGAAAAUAAGCAUCGUUUGCUCACACUCAAGUUGUUCCAAACUCAUGACUUUCUUUCUUCCAUGAAUCUUAGAAAAAAAUGUUAAAUUAUCUUUUAUAUACAGUGGGGGGAAAAACACUUGCGUGCUAUAUUGAAGUUUAUAUUCAAGACAUACUUGUAUCUUAUGGGAGGAAAACAGAAAUUAAGUUAACUAUUAAUUAUUCAUUUCUAACUCUCAAAUACUGUGUUGUGAUCAAAUUUGAAUACACUUAGCAUCACUGAAAUUAAACCUAAUAUCUCCAACCACUUUCACUGUAUGGAAACGAUUAAUAUCAGUACAAUUAUUAUUUAAAAAAAAAAAAAAAAUGAAAGAAAAAGUACAGGUUUGCAACAAUAUGAAGGAGAGUAAAUGAUGGUCAUGAUCAUUCUUGGGUUAACUGUCCCUUUAAUGUUGUUGUUUUGAACUUGUUUUUAAAUAAUCCAAUAAUGAUGAUACAGUAUGAAGCUGCUCCAUCGCUCUCAGUAUAGUAUGUACUGAAAUGAUAAUUUGACUAAACAAUGUAUGCUUGGCAAAGGGAACUUAAACUAAACUCUUGUUCAGGUCAGUUCACUUUCAUAGCAGGCAAAAUAGAUUUACAGUGUUUUUUUUCUUUCUUUCUUUUUUCUUUUCUUUUUUAUACUUUUAACUUAAUGUUUCAGAAGCACUUCCUAUUAAUCCUCUUGUUGGUGGAAUUUAUUGUACGUUCUUUUAACAGUUAUGGAAAAUCACAUUUACAGGGUUUUUUAAAUCAUUAGUUUUUUAUGAUUAUUUCUAAUAUGUGAGAAUACAGUGUCUUUGUAUCUACAGUAUUAUUUUGGAAUAAUAUCUUUUUGAUUUGUGUUUGGGCUUUUGUAAAAUACUUUCAGCAGCACUUAAAGGAAGUGAUGUCAUGUAGCGCGACAACCUUUUUCAUAAGUUUUAUUCAAAUGUGUUUUUAAGUACAUCCUUGCUAAUAAAGCCAGUGCUGUUGUUCACGGUUUCCUCAGCAUGUAAAGUAUCACAUUUCUCAGUGACUCUAUUUGAGACGAAUAUGAGGUGAAAGGGGAAAUGGAGAAAUAUACAAACGUGACUGCUGGUUGCCAUGAGAGUUAAACAGCCAACAUGAAACAGCUGUUAUUUUAUUUUAUUUUCCUUUACGUGACAGUAUGUUGUAUGUUAUACUGAUGUGUGUUCUGUCUCUUGUGUGUUCUGGUUCAGAGCAGUCACCUGAUACUGUACUGCAUUGAAUAAAGUGUAGGAUAGCCUCACUCCA
Carassius gibelio (silver crucian carp) is the source of this 4974-nucleotide messenger RNA. RefSeq names its product glycogen synthase kinase-3 beta-like. Gene Ontology annotation, cellular component: nucleus; beta-catenin destruction complex; cytoplasm. The coding region runs from base 410 to 1669 and encodes 419 amino acids. Gene Ontology annotation, biological process: regulation of microtubule cytoskeleton organization; negative regulation of canonical Wnt signaling pathway; extrinsic apoptotic signaling pathway in absence of ligand. The transcript is spliced from 12 exons. The record is from RefSeq and is a predicted model, not a curated record. Gene Ontology annotation, molecular function: protein serine/threonine kinase activity; tau-protein kinase activity; beta-catenin binding. NCBI's taxonomy places the organism in Eukaryota, Metazoa, Chordata, Actinopteri, Cypriniformes, Cyprinidae.